AUGAGAAUAAGUGGGAAAUGGAGAUGUUUUUUGAUGGUUUUAUUAUUAGGGUUUUCAUCAUCAUCAUCAGAUGUUUGUUUAGGUAAUAAUAGGAGUAAUAUUAGUUUGUGUAAUUUGUACGAAGGGAAUUGGGUUUUGGAUGACUCAUAUCCUCUCUAUGACUCUAUGAAUUGUCCAUUCAUUUUCAAAAGAUUUGAUUGCCAAAACAAUGGUCGACCUGAUAAUCUCUACCUCAAGUACAGAUGGAACCCUACCCACUGUCAUUUGCCAAGAGCUAGUGGAAUGGAUUUCUUGAAGUUAUUAAAAGGGAAGAAGAUCUUGUUCAUUGGAGACUCAAUAACUCUCAACCAUUGGGAAUCCUUUAUGUGCUUGCUUCAUGGUGAUGCCCCUAAUUCUACUAUAACUCCACUAAAUAAUCACACAUUUUCUAGUGGUCUCUUAUUUAAGGAUUACGAUGUUCAAGUAUUGAGAUUGAAUUCUCAUUACUUAGUAGACAUUGAAGAGGAAAAGAAUGUGGGCAGUGUUUUGAAACUCAAUUCCUUGAAAAUGGGAAAUCUAUGGAACCAAAUGGAUGUUCUUGUCUUCAAUUCUUGGCUUUGGUGGACUAGAAUAGGAACACCUACCCAACCAUUUGAUUAUAUUGAAGAUGGUGAGAAAAUAGUUAAAAGCAUGGACCCAAUAGAUGCAUAUAGAAAGGGUUUAACAACAUGGGCAAAUUGGGUUGACUCAUUUGUGAACACAACCAAGACCAAAGUCAUAUUUCAAGCAAUGAGUCCAUCUCAUUACAAUGGCAAGGAGUGGAAUAAAAGUGAGGAGACAAAUUGUGUAGGAGAGACAAAGCCUAUAAUGACUAGUAAUGGAUCAGUGUACCCUAACCCUAGCAGGGAUUCUUCACCAUCAUCGGUUGUGUUGAAACAAGUGUUGAACCAAAUGAAGAAGCCAGUUCAUUUGCUUGACAUUACACAUUUGUCAAAGCUUAGAAUAGAUGGACAUCCUGGUUUCUACAACACUUUUGGGGUCAUAGACUGCAAACAUUGGUGCAUUGCUGGAGUUCAAGACACUUGGAAUCAACUUCUCUAUGCAACUCUCAACCAAUCAUCUAAUUAA
Messenger RNA from Humulus lupulus (European hop), 1107 nucleotides. Its product is annotated as protein trichome birefringence-like 37. The record is from RefSeq and is a predicted model, not a curated record. The coding region runs from base 1 to 1107 and encodes 368 amino acids. The transcript has 5 exons. Gene Ontology annotation, cellular component: Golgi apparatus. Gene Ontology annotation, molecular function: O-acetyltransferase activity. NCBI's taxonomy places the organism in Eukaryota, Viridiplantae, Streptophyta, Magnoliopsida, Rosales, Cannabaceae.